Molecule: messenger RNA, 1281 nt
Organism: Pecten maximus
Lineage: Eukaryota; Metazoa; Mollusca; Bivalvia; Pectinida; Pectinidae
Exons: 3
Coding region: 1-1281 (426 amino acids)
Source: RefSeq, a predicted model, not a curated record
AUGAAGUUAUCAUGGAAGAAAACCAAGAAAGUGGAUCUCCUGUGCGCGUUGAUCGACCAUACACCCAUUACUGAAAGCGAAUUUACAAGGAAGCAACCGAAAAAAUAUAUUUCAACCCUUGCGUCAUUAUGCAAAAAGGCCAUAACUAAGAAAACGUUUCCCAAGUCUGUUCUUUGCGCCGCGUACGCUUCAUACACUUUCCCUAAAGAUUUCAAGGAAUGGCAGGCCAAAUCACCGAUAGACGCUGGAAUUCAAAUUGAAGGGUUCGAGAGAUGUGUUCCGUUCUGGUAUUCAUUUCCAGAGUUAAAUGAAACUACCGGCGAGCUUCUGGCUAAGAGCAUUGACUGUUCACACAAUUUAACUCAUCUCCGUGUUCGAACAUGUACGACGGGGAUUGCAGGCGUUUCCAGUGAUGGAUUUAAGGCAUGCGCACGUUCGAAUGAGACACCUCUUUCAUUACCUCUUGUCGAAGACCUUGUAGAUAAACAGAGCGUCCCUAACGCAAGGACACAGUUUUCAAUGGAAGUUGAGAAAUGGUUAUCAGCGAACGAUUAUCUGCAUGCAGCAAACCUCGCACGUCAUGUCAGGAAUUGGUAUGAAGCUAGCGACAAGGCUGGGAUGCUGGCUUUCGAAAGGGUACAGAAGUUACUCGAGAUGAGGGAUUUCUUACUGACUGGCAUAGACUUUGGCCAGUUUCCACCUCCCGGGAGAUACAUAAAACAAAUCCCUAUCGUUACGUUCGAGGGAAUGUGCAUUGAUAUAGAUACAAAACUUCAAAUGUAUGGGAUGGCAGGUACGUACAACAUACGCAGUGUGGAAUCUCUUGCAGCAGAAACAACGGUAGGGAUACUGCAGAGUUUAAGUCCAAUCAGCCAAGUCCCCAUCAAAGCACGGGAUGUCCCUUCACUUAUGUCCAACGUUGCAGAAGUGAUGACUUGCAAGAUGUCGACAGACAGGGGAUUCUACAUGCGUACGUCAAGGAAUAGUGGUGUGUAUCCAGUACAUGAGAGUGACGUUCAAGCAGACCAAGAUGACGCCACGGUGGCUUCAAAAUCAACGAGUAACCUCCUGACUAAAUUCUCCACUAACAUAGUUCUUCGUGACCAUCCCUUCGACAAACCAGAGAGAGGACGUGUCUCGAGAAAAAUGAGAUUUGGUACCAUUUCCAAGCCCAUGGAACCUUCCCGAGGAGCAAUGCCAGUUCGCCAGUGGCACAAAACAGACGAAUCUAAAAUACUGGCCACAAAAAGGCUUGGAAUAGGCAUACAAGAAUUGUUGUGA